This is a messenger RNA of Dissoconium aciculare CBS 342.82, 438 nucleotides long. Its product is annotated as ribosomal protein S17e. Gene Ontology annotation, biological process: translation. The transcript is spliced from 3 exons. NCBI's taxonomy places the organism in Eukaryota, Fungi, Ascomycota, Dothideomycetes, Mycosphaerellales, Dissoconiaceae. Gene Ontology annotation, cellular component: ribosome. Gene Ontology annotation, molecular function: structural constituent of ribosome. The record is from RefSeq and is a predicted model, not a curated record. Bases 1 to 438 code for a protein of 145 amino acids.
AUGGGUCGCGUUCGAACGAAGACGGUCAAGAAGUCCGCCAAGGUCAUCAUCGAGCGAUACUAUCCCAAGCUCACUCUCGACUUCGAGACCAACAAGCGUAUUUGCGAUGAGAUCGCCAUCAUUGCCAGCAAGCGUUUGAGGAACAAGAUCGCUGGUUUCACCACUCACUUGAUGAAGCGUAUUCAGCGUGGUCCUGUCCGUGGUAUCUCGUUCAAGCUGCAAGAAGAGGAACGCGAGAGGAAGGAUCAAUACGUGCCCGAGGUUUCUGCUUUGGACUUCACCCAAAACGAGAGCGGACAACUGGAUGUCGACCAAGAGACGAAGGACUUGUUGAAGUCGCUAGGAUUCGACGGCAUCCCUGUCAAUGUCGUGGCUGUUCAACAACAACAGGUUGCAGAGCGACCGCGUCGAUUCAACGACCGACCCCCGCGUGCAUAA